CUUCCGGACGUGGUGGGAAGUGGCGGUAGUCAUGGUAACGGUGUGUACACCCCCCGGCCCCAGCCGCGACCCGGAGCCUGCGGCGCGGCGGGAGCUGGCAGCGGCGGGAGCCGGCGGCGGCGGGAAGAGCGGCCGGUCCCAGUGUCCCCAAAAGCUAUUAUCUGUAUUAGUUGUUACAAUGAGUGCAAAAGAAAAUAAAGUACAUGCAUUUGUGCGAGUCAAGCCAACAGCUAAUUUUCCUGAAGACAUGAUCAAGUAUGGGCCAGACAACAAGAGCAUAGAUAUUUACAUCAGGAGAGAUAUUAAGAAAGGAGUCGUCAAUAACAAGCAGACUGAUUGGUCCUUUAAAUUGGAUGGUGUUCUUCACAAUGCCUCACAGGAUUCGGUUUAUGAUGCAGUAGCUAGGGACUUGGUAUCCCAAGCUCUGAAUGGCUAUAAUGGCACUAUUAUGUGCUAUGGGCAAACAGGAGCUGGUAAAACAUACACCAUGACAGGAGCAACUGAAAGCUACAAGCAUAGAGGAAUCAUACCCCGAGCUAUACAGCAGGUGUACAGGGCAGUUGAAGAACGCAUCGAUCAGUCCAUCACUGUCCGAAUGUCCUACCUGGAAAUCUACAACGAGACUCUCUUUGACCUUCUCUCCACUGUGCCUCAUGACAUGUCCGGUGACACUCACAUGGCUGUAGUGGAGUACCCCCAGGGUGUCUUUGUGAAGGGCUUAUCUAUGCAUCCAGCCAGCCACGAGGAAGAUGCUUUAAAUCUCCUGUUUGAGGGUGAGACCAACAGAAUAAUAGGUGAACAUACUCUGAAUAAAAAUUCAUCCAGGUCCCAUUGCAUAUUCACUAUCUAUAUUGAGUCUCAUUCCAGAAUUUUGUCAGAUGCCAAAUACACUGCUUCAAAAAUGAACCUAGUGGAUCUGGCAGGUUCAGAGAGAGUGGGGAAGACUGGGUCCGAGGGGCAGGUUCUGAAAGAAGCCACGUAUAUCAACAAAUCUUUGUCAUUCCUUGAGCAAGCUAUCAUUGCACUGGCUGAUCGUAAGAGGGACCACGUCCCCUUCCGGCAGAGCAAACUCACCCAUGCCCUUAAGGAUUCAUUAGGAGGAAACUGCAAUACAGUCCUGGUGGCAAAUAUCUAUGGUGAAGCUGCUCAGAUAGAGGAGACUCUGUCCUCUCUCCGUUUUGCUACCAGAAUGAAAUGGGUCACAACAGAGCCAGCCAUCAAUGAGAAAUAUGACCCAGAGCGGAUGGUCAAGAAUCUGGAGAAGGAGAUCGCUCUUCUGAAGCAGGAACUAGCCAUGCACGACAGCUUGGUCAACCGCUCUCUGGUGAAUUAUGACCCUCUGAAUGAAAUCCAGAUAGCGGAGAUUAACUCUCAAGUCCGCAGGUACCUAGAAGGAGCCACAGACGACAUCGAUAUAAUGAACAUCAGGCAAAUCCAAGAGGUAUUUAACCAGUUCAAAGUAAUUUUAAGCCAACAGGAGCAGGAAGUGGAAGCCAGACUACGAAACAAAUACACCCUGAUAGACAAAAGUGACUUUGUAGCCAUUACUGCUGCUCAGAAGGCAGGCCUGGUCGAUGCAGAGGGUCAUCUAGUGGGGGAAGUGGAUGGACAGGGCUUUGGGAUUGGAGUGGCUCCUUUAUCCAAACACGGCGGGAAGAAAGUUAAAGCCAAGAAAGCCAAAGAGCAGCUUAGCCCCACUAUCCGGAAGGAAGGAUUAGGAAGCCCUGUUUUGGGGAAAGAUCUGGAUUUUGUUUCCCCAUCAAAGAGUCAGCUGGUAACUUCCGCAAGGGAUUUGGAUGUGAAGGAGGGACUAAUACGGGAGCAGGAUGCAGCUAGUAUUGAAACACAUCGCUCGGAGUCAGUGCCCAGGGAGGAUUCCCACCGACCGAGUUCCCCUCCCUCUAAGCUGGUGGCAUUUGAGGAGUUUAAAAACGAGCGAGGAAGUGAGAUCAACCGGAUCUUUAAGGAGAACAAAGCCAUCCUCAGCGACAGGAAGAAGAAAGCAAGCGAGAUCACCCACAGACUCAACCUAAUAAAACAGGAGAUGGACAUCACCAAAGGAGCCCUUGGGGCUCAGAAGAAGGAGAGGGAGGAGCAGGGGGAGUAUGUGAAUGAGGAAGGACAGAUCAUAAUUGAUGAGGAGGAAUUUUUACUGGUCAUGAAACUUAAGGAUCUGAAGAAACAGUACAGGUCUGAUUUCGAUGAACUGCGGGAUCUGAAAGCAGAAGUCCAGUACUGUAAGCAUCUGGUGGAUCAGUGCCGCAACAGACUAAUCUCAGAAUUUGAAAUCUGGUACAAUGAGUCCUUCCUUAUCCCUGAGGAUGUGCAGGAAGCUAUAAAGCCUGGAGGCAACAUCAGACCUGGAAUGAUUCCCAUGAACAGAGUCCUGUCUCUGGAUGAAGAUGAGCAGGAGCGGUUUGACCGGCUGCAGGGGGAAGUCCUGCCAGCCUGUCCAGAUUCCACCUCAUUCUACAAUGCCAAAAUGAAGACUGAUCAGAAGCACAAGUACUUUAGAGCCAUGGCCGCCCUCCAGCAAAUGCACAAGAAACCUGGACUCAUCACAGCUACGGUGAAGAACAAACCCCCAGCGGUGCUCCAUGUCAUAUAGCAGGGUGGCUCCCCCUCUAUGGAAGGUGCUAGGAUUUGGCUUUAGCUCGAAGCUAAGGAGAAGGACCCACACCCUAGAUCUCUAAGAGCCUUGUGUCACCAUCCCAAAGUGAGUGAGAUCUUCCGAGGCAAGGCGUGUCCAGGUGGUAUGUUUAUAGGCUUUCUUGGUGGCCUUGCCACAUGACCUCUGUCCUCCAGAAGCAAAGGCAUGGUUCCUCUACGACUCCCCUUUGCUCCAGGGGCAUACCAACUUGCUGCUAAUCCAAACCAAAAGUAAAUGACUACCCCUGCGAUGCUGGCUCAGCUGUGCUGGCUGGCCUUGCGGGGGAGCCCUUUCCCUCCCAUCACACAUUGGGUGGGGUUGGUUCACCCCCUUAUACCUCUAUGCAAGGUCUGGAUAGCCUGUGCGGGGGCACGAAGGGGCUCUUGCUCUCCAUACCACCCCUGCAUGGGCCCAUGGACCAAGAGACAGUCGAGCCCACAGUCUGUUUCGCACACACUCACGCCCCACCGGCUGAGAGGCGAUUCUAUUUGUCUAGUGUUAUGUGUCACAGUAUUGAUUUACAGCAGCAUCCCCCUCGACGCAGAACCACCCCUUUCCCAGAGACCUUGGCGCGAUCUUUCCUGGAGGUUUUCCGGGCUCUCAGGAGGAAGGCUGACAGCCAGCAGCCUGGAAGUGCCAAAGCAGACAGUGUUAUUCUCCCAGCCGGCUGUAAUCGUCUGCCACAGAGCAGAGUGUCUCGAAGGCCUGCUGGAAAUCCUCCUCCUCGCAGCCGUAUCGCCAGUACCAGUGGAGGUAGGCGUUGGUCUUGUACAUUGCCUCUGCUCUGGCCACCACCUGCUGCAGGAGUUCUGCUGAGCUGCUGUGGUUGGCACAGACAGUCAGCGAGUGACUGUGACAUCCAGGCUCCACGAUGUUGAGAGAGUCUGUGGGACGGAAGGUCAUCUCUUCACCCAGACGUAUUAACCCUUCACCAGCUACGUGUUCCCAAGAGAUCUUCUCCCACCCGAAAGGGUUAAAAGGGACAUAUGGCACCUACCUCAUUCCCGGAGGGGGAAAGCCCUCUGCAUUCUAAACACCUAGCCUAGCUAAACUACAGUUCCGGUCUACCACUGUGCAGGUGAGAACUCUUCAUAACGCUGGUCUUGCUGCAAAGUGCAGAACGGAAUUAUACAAGAGCCUCAUUUCCAAUAAUACGCACAUGUGAAAUCUUACAGGGCCUUAUCCCGCUCCCCUGAAGUAAACAGCCACCACGUGACCGGGUACGAGCCACUCCUCUACCUCCCUCUCAUUAAAGCGGGGAUCAUACUUCCCUCGUUGGAGUGGUGUGAUGCUUCAUUAACGUGUGUAAAGCAGGGGAGCUCCUCACUGGCCCCUAGCACCAUCUCAGAGUCAAGGGCAGUCCGAGAGGAAACUCAGCAUGAACACGCCAGUGGUUUUAGCCUCUACUCACUGCUCUUCAGUCGCUAUUGGACAAGGGCCUCAAGAAGUGUAUUGACCGGGGAAUUGAUUGUGCUGGGCCUGUUUCACAUGCUUGGCUAACGUAACAAGGCAAAGGUGUGUGCAGCUUUCCGUUCUCUCCCUUAACCUGGAGUUACUGCUUUUUGUGU
Molecule: messenger RNA, 4218 nt
Organism: Chelonia mydas (Green sea turtle)
Lineage: Eukaryota; Metazoa; Chordata; Testudines; Cheloniidae
Gene: KIF9
Product: kinesin family member 9
Exons: 23
Coding region: 32-2608 (858 amino acids)
Biological process (GO): microtubule-based movement
Molecular function (GO): ATP binding; microtubule motor activity; microtubule binding
Source: RefSeq, a predicted model, not a curated record